AGACAGUUUGGUCUUCACGCAGAGGAGGACUGUUCCUGCUUCAGGUCGGUGAAAACAAAACUGGUUGUCCAGCAUUAUGAGUCAGCGGACGGAGCGACGGGGAAUACAUGUGGACCAAUCAGACCUGCUUUGCAAAAAGGGAUGUGGUUACUACGGCAACGCAGCAUGGCAAGGUCUGUGCUCCAAGUGCUGGAGGGAGGAGUACCAGCGGGUACGGCAGAAACAGAUCCAGGACGACUGGGCCUUGGCAGAAAAGUUGCAACGAGAGGAGGAGGCAGCAUAUGCCAGUAGUCAUGGAGUGCAGACUCAGUCCCACGCCCAGUCCACACCGCCACACCCAGGACACGCCUCUCUAGGACCCUUCUCCAAGUUUGAGGAGAAGAAAACCAAUGAGAAGACACGAAAGGUCACCACAGUUAAGAAGUUCUUCAGCCCUUCAUCACGCAGUGCUCCCAAGAAAGAAACCCAAGAGGGCAAGACAACCAGUCCGUCCAUAAGCCGCCACGCCAGCUUCGAAACGGACCAAGUGUCCAGGGAUUUUGUGGACUUCUUGAAAAACCUCCAGAAGCCCGGCCGGGAGAUCCAUAAGCAGUGUCGAGCCUUCAUAGUGAACAUGUCCAGCAAGAAGGAUCUCAGUGCUGAAGAACUUUCGGAGUGCGUUCAGGAUUUCUACCAGGGCAUGGCUGACCGCUUGAUGAGUCAUUUUAAAGGCUCUUCAGAUUCUGUGGAGCAAGUGAUGGACCAAGUGGAAAAGUACAUCAUGACUCGUCUGUAUAAGAGCGUGUUCUGUCCAGAAACCACUGAUGAUGAGAAGAAGGAUCUGGCCACACAGAACAGGAUAAGGGCUUUACACUGGGUGACCAUCCAGAUGCUUUGUGUUUCCAUGGAUGAAGAAAUCCCUGAAGUCUCUGAGAAUGUGGUGAAAGCAAUAACAGAUAUCAUCGAGAUGGAUUCAAAGAGGGUUCCUCGAGACAAACUUGCCUGCAUCACACGCUGCAGUAAACACAUCUUCAGUGCCAUUAGGAUCACCAAGAAUGAGCCGGCCUCCGCUGACGACUUUCUCCCUGCACUCAUUUACAUUGUGCUCAAGGCUAACCCUCCACGACUUCAGUCCAACAUCCAGUACAUCACCCGCUUCUGUAACCCCAGCAGGCUGAUGACUGGAGAGGACGGAUACUACUUCACCAAUCUGUGCUGUGCAGCUGCCUUUAUCGAGAAGUUGGAUGCUCAGUCUCUCAACCUUUCCCCGGAGGAAUUCGAGCGUUACAUGUCAGGCCAAGCUUCACCUCGACUCAACAGCUCAGAAGGUGACUGGGCCCAAACUGGCUCAGCACUCAGUGUUACUGCCACCAACCCAGUCCUGGCUCAGCUCAAUCACAAUCUGGAGCUGCUGUCGGGCCUCAGCAGCAAGCAGGAGAAGCUGAUGGAGGCUGCCCAGAGCCUGCAGGCCGACCUCCUCUCCUGGCCCGAGAGUGUGGAGCGGGAGGUGCACGACAUCCUGGAGAAAUACCCUCUGGAGAUUCUGUCUUGCACAGUUUCUGCCAUUGAUGCCAACAACGUGGACAACGACAACUUGCCACCACCCCUUACACCCCAGGUGUUUGCUGGUUAGUUUGACAUACAGCAAAGGUACUAAUGCUUUAAAAGUCAGCUCCUUGCCUGUGUUUUGAGUUUGAUGGUAACAUCCUGUAUGCACAAAUCUCAUGAAUAGUUUGAAGCCUCAUCUUGCUGUGCUUCUCCUGCACCUUAAAUGCCCAGACUGCGUCUGAAAGCACUCCCUAUUUAAUAUGUGGUGCACUAUAUUUACUGCCCACCAUUUCUUUUAUUCUGCACAGUACAGAGAAAAUAGAAGGAAACUUGGGGAGCUAUUGUCUCUAGCCCCUUUUACACUGCCUGUUCAAGGCAGGAAUGUUGCGCCUUUAUUGUGCUUGUAUAAAAGGUACAAACAGAAUGUGGCGGGUCACUUCUGUUCCGCCUUUAAGCCGGCAGUUGAAGUAGUCACAUGUGUGUAAAAGAUAGAAUGGGCAUUGUGACAGAUGCUGACAUGCUGUUGUGUUACGUCACACAUUUGAUUCCUGAACGCCGGCAUGCUAUCUAAAAUCACACACUUAGGGCAGCAUUAUGUUGGCUUUGUUGGUUCAGUGUAAACAAGUAAAGGCGGCAUAACAAGGUGUCUUCUUAAUGGCAAUAUAGCGGGAUCUCUGUGUAAAAAGGGCUACUGACUAGCACUAGCAUCUUAGCUGUUACCCACCAGCUACAGUAGUUCACCAACGAGCACGACAAGGGUGUAACUGUAUUUACUGUCUGAAAAAAAAAAAGCAAAUUAUUCUAUCUUGUAAGUGUGUUGGGUGUGAAAAAAAAUACUUGACUAAACUACCUAAAAAAUAAAGUGCAGGUGGUGUUAGCCUGUUGGAGACGCUAACAUUUACGUUAGUCCUGUAAAAGCUAUAUGAAACAGAUUCUAAUAUAAUAUAUCCGUUGGAAUAAAGCUGAAAACAUAAACCUCUUGUUAUUGACAGGUUUUGAUUUUAGUGAAUUAUGUGUGCCUAAGUUCUAGGGAUGGGCACGAGUACUCGAGUACUCACCGUUGACCUCAUUAUUCAAGUAGCGUUUCACUACUCGUGCACCUGUGCACGUGUUGUUUUUGGCUACAUUAGUUCAACUCCGAUUGUGUUACGUGUCACCAUGGCAGCAGUGACUAGGGAAAGUGAUGUCGGGAAAUACUUUGAUUAAAAAAAAAAGACAACAAUAACGUGCAGUUCAAGAUAUGUGGCGUUAAACUUGCAUAUCAUGUUCUCCGACAGCCAAACAGUAGGCUUGGUCGGGGAGGUCGGGCACGGACCUCCCAUAUUUAGUUUUUUACUGUAAAAAAAUACAUAUAUAAUUUACAAGUAAUCGAGUACUCGUUCAGAAGGUAAUGAGAGUACUCAAAUAUUGAAAUUACUGAAAAUGCCCAUCCCUACUAAAUUCAAAACAUAUUUUUUCAGUAUUUUUUAGCCUCUUCCCGCUCAGGAUAAAAAACGUAGCGGUACGGUUAUUUCAUUAACAAACACAAAAUCACCACAUACAACAAGCUAAUCUUUAAUAGCUGACAAAUGUUUAAUGGCAGCAUUGAAUCAAAUUCUGUUGUAUUAUUUUUUUUACACACUUUGCUAAUGUCAAAAUGCUAAUGGUAGCUAGUUACAAACAUCUUGUAAAAGACUGAAGAUAAAGUUAUAUGCCCAGUAGAUUUCACUCUUUGUGUGACUUUCUUGGACUUUUACUUCACUUAUAAUUCUGGUGCUAAAACAUGUUCUACAGCAAGUACUAACAUCUGUAUGUGGUGAUGUGUUUCUGUCUGAGGCCAGUUUGACUUGUCAAUAUAGUAACGUAAUCCCAUUUCUUAGCGUGUUUACUGUUUCACGUGGAGCUCUUUCAUAUGUCUGUUGUGGAGUCUGGUGAACAGUUGCAAAUGAAAUCCUGCUGUAACAAAUGUAGAAGAAACACAGAGCCACUCUGAAACAAGUCGUAUCAUUGUCAAGUAUCAAGCUAACUUCAAGAGGGCCUUCAGUUUUUAUUUUUAUUUUUUAUAAACACUAUACAUUUUAACAUCAUGCUGUGUUUUUAGAAUUUUAUUGUAUUUUGGCCGGCUUUCUGCAUAAUCACCUCUAUAAUGAAUCGUUGUUAGAAUGCAGUAGGCUUCUUAUACUACGAAUGAUGUAUUUUAAAUAUUGAUUUAGUUUGUCAUUUUGGGAUGUACUGUAUAAUAUUAAGUGUAACCACAGGCUGAUGUUGUCUGAUUGCCUGUUGAAACACUGAUGCUCUACUACUGUUUUUUUUUUGCUGUUGAUUCAUUGGCUUCAGGAUCUUUUUAGUACUAUCUUAUCAUCUAGCAGAGCAAUGACUGAACAUUUAAAAGCUUAUAAAAUUAGAUCACUGUAAUUUACCACAUUUACACAACUGCAAAGAAAACCACAGCUUCAUUUGUCAUGUGUGGGUUUAACAAAUCUAGACUAGCAUGAUAUUAGCUAUCUUAAAUUUUACUGUUAGAUUUUUUAGCUAACUUGUUUGCAUCGGACAUUGUUUUUUUAUUUUUUUUAAUCUAAAAUUAAAUGAUCUGAAAGACCAGUACACUCUUAUUUUGAAAUAAAGGCACCAUGAGUAGAGAGUCUGAACCAUGAGUAUCAAACACAUGAUUGGGAUUGAUGACUUGUCUGUUUUGUGAGUCAUUUUUAAAGAUUUAUGUCUUCCAUAGAAACCAGUGAGCUAAGUUGGAGCUGUGUCAGGGUAGACAGGGUAAUAACAUUCUUGGUUUUGGUCUUUUCAUGAGAUUGUUGACAGUAAGAAAAUCCAGAAUAACACAAGCCUGUUCCUUCAAACGUAUUCAGAAAAUGUGAAAUAAAACGCUUCCAAAAUCUCAA
Molecule: messenger RNA, 4400 nt
Organism: Seriola dumerili (greater amberjack)
Lineage: Eukaryota; Metazoa; Chordata; Actinopteri; Carangiformes; Carangidae
Gene: rabgef1
Product: RAB guanine nucleotide exchange factor 1
Exons: 9
Coding region: 77-1612 (511 amino acids)
Biological process (GO): vesicle-mediated transport
Cellular component (GO): endocytic vesicle; cytosol
Molecular function (GO): zinc ion binding; guanyl-nucleotide exchange factor activity; small GTPase binding
Source: RefSeq, a predicted model, not a curated record